AUGGCGGCGAGCGACGUGCCCAUGAGCCCCGAGCUCGAGCAGGUCGACGGCGAGAUCCAGGACAUCUUCCGCGCCCUACACAAUGGGUUCCAGAAGAUUGACAAGAUGAAGGACUCCAACAGGCAGUCCAAGCAGCUGGAAGAACUCACUGGGAAGAUGAGGGAGUGCAAGCGCUUAAUCAAGGAAUUUGAUCGUGUACUCAAAGAUGAGGAGAAAAGCAAUACUUCUGAGGUCAACAAACAGCUAAAUGACAAGAAGCAAUUUAUGAUCAAGGAGUUGAAUUCUUAUGUCACCAUGAGGAAGACGUACCAAAGUAGCCUUGGUAAUAAGAGGAUCGAACUAUUCGAUGCUGGUAAUGACCAGGUAGCUGAAGAUAACGUUCAAAUGGCAUCAGAAAUGUCAAAUCAACAACUGAUUGAUUCUGGAAUGAAACAAAUGGACCAAACAGACCAAGCUAUUGAGCGUUCGAAAAUGGUUGUUGCACAAACUGUUGAUGUUGGAGCUCAAACUGCUACAACUCUAACACAGCAAACUGACCAAAUGAAGAGAAUUGGCAAUGAGCUAGAUUCCGUUCACUUCUCAUUGAAGAAAGCUAGUCAAAUGGUGAAAGAGAUUGGUCGUCAGGUUGCAACUGACAAAUGCAUCAUGGGGUUUCUGUUUUUGAUAGUUUGUGGUGUGAUUGCGAUCAUUGUUGUCAAGAUCGUCAACCCGCAUAACAAGAGCAUCCCAGACAUCCCGGGACUGGCGCCUCCUGCACCUCCUGCGCAGAACCGGAAGCUGCUAUCCGUAGAUCCUUUCAGAAUGCUCUGA
Messenger RNA from Triticum turgidum subsp. durum (durum wheat), 810 nucleotides. Lineage: Eukaryota; Viridiplantae; Streptophyta; Magnoliopsida; Poales; Poaceae. The record is from the annotation of a GenBank genome assembly.